AUGGCGUCAAAAGACAAUGUCGAGGCUGUGACCGGCCAAGGCACCAGCACCCCGGCAUCAUGCGAAGACGAACCCCUGGUGACUACAGACACGCUGCACAGGAUACCCACUGUCACGAGCACGGCGACGGUGGAGAUGGUCCACGACAAGCCCGUGUUCAGGCCGACCAAGGACUUCAUGCUCGCCUUCAGCGCCCUCUGCGUGCUGGGACUCGCCUGCGCCUUCGACGCGACCACGCUGUCAGUAGCCAUUCCGACCAUGAGCGCCGCGCUGGGCGGCACCGCCCUCGAGGCCUUCUGGUCCGGCACGAGCUUCCUGCUGGCCUCGACCGUGCUGCAGCCCACUGUCGCGUCACUGAGCAACAUAUUUGGACGCAAGCUUCUCAUCUACUGGUCGUCCGCACUGUUCGCCGCCGGUUCCCUCAUCGCCGCCCUUGCGGGCAACUUCAGCGUCGUCCUGGCCGGCCGCACCGUCCAGGGCGUUGGCGGCGGCGGCAUACUCGCGCUUACCGAGGUCGUCAUCACCGACCUCGUCCCACUUGCCUUCCGGGGCCACUGGCUCAGUAUGUUGAGCGGUGUUUGGUCCAUCGGCACCGUCACUGGCCCUCUCAUCGGUGCCGGCUUCGCACAGGAUGUCACGUGGAGGUGGAUAUUUUGGAUUAAUUUGCCCGUGAUAGCCAUCGGUAUUGUAUUUGUGGUCCUGUUCCUGCAUCAGACCAAGGUCCCCGGCGAUAUCAUGGGCAAACUCAAGCGGUUCGACUGGCUGGGCUCCGCGCUGUUCACGGUCAGCUCGACGGGCUUCCUCUUCGGCCUCACCACCGGCGGGGUAAUGUAUGAAUGGAGCUCGUGGAGGGUGUUGUUGCCCCUGAUCAUCGGGCCUUUUGGGCUGGUCGCCUUCGCCUACUGGGAGUUGCGCUUUGCGCCGGAGCCCAUUAUCCACAAGGGGGUCUUCAACAACUGGGAUAUGGUUGCGUCGUAUGUCCUGACUGUGUUUCAUGGCAUGAUCCUGUGGAGCAUACUCUAUUUCCUGAUCCUCUAUUACCAGGGCGUCAAGUUCUACAGCCCAGUCAUCUCUGCAGUCGCAUGCCUCCCCGAGACUCUGACCGUGGCGCCCUCGGGCCUCGUCGUUGGCAUCAUCGCCGCCAAGACAGGCCACUACCGCUGGUCUAUCUGGGUUGGCUGGGCCCUCGCCACUCUCGGGGCCGGGCUCCUUUUGCUCCUGGAGCCGGGGACCUCGACGGUCGCCUGGAUCUUCCUAAACGUCCCGAUUGGAAUCGGCACAGGCAUGCUCUUCCCAGCCAUGGCCUUGAGCAUUCAAGCCGCCUCGGAGCCCGCGCACAAUGGCGAGGCAGCCGCCUUCUUCAGCUUCAUGCGGACCUUCGGGCAGGCGGUGGGUGUCGCCGUCUCCGGAGUCAUCUUCCAGAACGUCUUCCGGCGGAAGCUGCUGGCGCUACCGCACUUUGCGUUCGUGGCCGACAAGUUCUCCAAGGAGGCCACGAUCGUCGUCGAGAUCAUCAAGGCAAUGGAGCCAUCACCCCAGAGAAGCGAGCUGGUGGACGCUUAUAAUUCUUCCUUGAAGGCUAUCUAUGUCAUCCCUCCCCAACCCCCAAAAACAUGGCGAGAGCGGAUCUUCCACGCCCUCCCGUGCUACACCGGCCCAUACAGUGUCGGCUGCCUCGAGGCCGAGCUCCCCGUCGACGAGCCGCGGUCAUUCUCGCGCAUCAAGCGGGAGAACCGCCCGGCCCUGCAGCUCGACACCGUUCUCUUCUCGGUCUACUACCCGACUGACCCCGGCCAGGCUGAAGGGCUCAGGAGGGUGCCCUGGCUGCCCGGGCCGCGCGUGCCGACGUGCAAGGGCUAUGCAAAGUUCUUCAGCAUCCCGAACUUCCCGGUAACAGCGUACAUGGCCUGCACCUGCAUGCUCACGAAGCCGCCUGCCCGUCGGAACUCUAAGCUGCCUGACGCCCGGCCGCCUGGCACGGGUCCGGCUACGCGCGAGACGCCGCUUGACGAUCUGAGGCCGAAAUUCCCAGUGGUCGUGUUCAGUCAUGGGCUGGGAGGGUCGCGGACCAUGUACUCGACUGUGUGCGGGGACCUUGCCUCGUACGGGUUCGUAGUUGUGGCGAUGGAGCAUCGGGACGGAUCUGGUGCGAGGUCGCACGUUAACGUACCGGAAGGGAGGAACUCACCGGAACUGAGCCAGGACGAGAGAGGGAGUGCCUCAGGGUCGGAGCUCAAGCAUGCCACCGACGGCAAAGAUGACGGCAAGCCGGAGGGAAGCAGGAGCUAUAUGGUGGACUAUAUCUUCCCGAAAGACAACGCGCAGGACACGGCGCCGCACAACCCGGUAGGCGUGGACCACGAGUUACGAGACGCCCAGAUCCAGAUGCGCCUGGCAGAAAUCGAAGAAGCCUACAAGGUCUUGCAGAUCAUUAACGACGGCGACCCCGAGGACUGGGUCAGGAAGUGCAACCUUAGAAAGAAGCCUAACCAGGGGUCGAGCUCUCGGGGACUAGAUGGCAUCGACUGGUUGGACUGGAAAGGGCGGCUGUCCCUAGAGAAUGUCACAGCCAUGGGCCACAGUUUCGGCGGCGCGACCACGGCGCAAAUUCUCAGGCUUAAUGACGAUUUCCCCUGGAUCGGCCAUGGGAUACUGCUCGAUGCAUGGGGUACAGCAAACCCGGAGGUGCAGCCCGACCGCGCGGGGCAGAGGAUCACCAAGCCGCUGCUCUCGAUAGGAUCCGAGGCCUUUAUGCACUGGAGCGAGAACUAG
Molecule: messenger RNA, 2772 nt
Organism: Diaporthe citri
Lineage: Eukaryota; Fungi; Ascomycota; Sordariomycetes; Diaporthales; Diaporthaceae
Exons: 3
Coding region: 1-2772 (923 amino acids)
Biological process (GO): transmembrane transport
Molecular function (GO): transmembrane transporter activity
Source: RefSeq, a predicted model, not a curated record